AUGGGUUGUGAAGACAAAGGAAAUGGAUCCUAUAGAAUCACAACUUUUCAGCAAAUUGUCUCUUCCUGUUGUGGUGCUAUUCUAACAUCCGUUUUGGUGACACCUCUAGAUGUUGUCAAAGUUCGACUACAGGUCCAAAGCAAUCCAUCCCUGAAAGGAAAGUCUUUUUUGGAUUCUGAUGGUUUGACCGAUCACAUUUAUCUUUAUGAAAAUGGAACUGGCAAACCCUGGAAUAAGACAUCUUCCCGUUUUACUGGCAUGUUGGAUGCUUUUGCAAAAAUUGUUCAAAGAGAGGGCGUGAAAGCAUUGUGGAGUGGAUUGCCACCCUCACUAGCAGUUUCAGUUCCAACUACAGUAAUUUAUUUUACCUGCUAUGAUCAACUACGUGAUGCCCUCGUUUAUAAAUUAGGAGAUAAUGUCUACAUUCCACUUAUUGCAGGUGCCAUAGCCAGAUUAUGUUCUGCUACUAUAAUAAGUCCAAUUGAAAUGAUUAGAACAAGAAUACAGUCUGGACGAUUGACUUACACACAGCUGCUUGCUCGCAUCAGUACAGGUGUGACCCAAAAUGGCUGGAUUUCACUCUGGAAAGGAUGCGGUCCCACUAUACUUAGAGAUGUGCCAUUCUCAGCACUCUACUGGUACAAUUAUGAAUAUUUCAAGAUGAACUUAUGCAAAAAAUCAAGUUUGCAUGAGCCAACAUUUUUUAUCAUCUUCUCAUCAGGAGCAGCAGCUGGUUCUAUUGCAGCUACAUUAACUUUACCAUUUGAUGUAAUAAAAACACAUCGACAGACUGAGCUUUGGGAACUUGAUAGUACACAAUCUCCACAGAAGAAAACUAGAUCAAUAUGGGAAGUAAUGAAGAGAAUUGUGAUUGAAAAUGGAUUUACUGGAUUAUUUACUGGUAUUAUUCCAAGACUGACAAAAAUUGCUCCUGCUUGUGCCAUAAUGAUCAGCACAUAUGAAUAUGGGAAAACUUUCUUUCGUAGAUUAAAUAAAGACAAAGAUAUGAAGAACUAUUAA
This is a messenger RNA of Ahaetulla prasina, 1020 nucleotides long. RefSeq names its product solute carrier family 25 member 40 (gene SLC25A40). Gene Ontology annotation, biological process: mitochondrial transmembrane transport. The transcript has 10 exons. The record is from RefSeq and is a predicted model, not a curated record. The coding region runs from base 1 to 1020 and encodes 339 amino acids. Lineage: Eukaryota; Metazoa; Chordata; Lepidosauria; Squamata; Colubridae.